AUGGGGGAGGCGCCCAGCCCCGCGCCCGCGCCCUGGGACCGGGACCACCUGGGCCGCUGCUUCGCCCGCCACCGCGUCUGCAUCUCGUUCGGCCUGUGGAUCUGCGCCGCCUCCUGCUGGAUCGCCGCCCACGCGCUGCUUCUCUAUCUGAGAUGUACAAAGAAAUCCAGACAGGACCAGUCGGCAUUGUGUGCUGCCUGCUGCCUCCUGACCAGUCUGUGUGACACCGUGGGGGCGAUUCUGGCCAGACAACUCACGAUCCAGGUUUUCACUGGUGCCUACCUAGCAGCUAUUGAUUUAGUGAACUUUAUGUUCACUCUCUUCCCAGUCUGCGGAUCCAAAUUCAAGUCUACUUCAGGUUGGGGCACCCCAAAGAGGAAGAGGAGGCGGCGGCUCAGGGCCAGUGUAUUUGCCCUGGCUCUGCCACUGAGCCUGGGCCCAGGCUUGGCUCUCUGGGCUGCUGUCCCGAAAGCACCAGUCCAAGGGCCGCAGCGGAGGCUGCUGGGAAGCCUGUUGCAGGAAAAUACUGAAAUCCUCGGCUACCUGCUGGGUGGCAUCGCUGCCUUUGGCUCCUGGGCUUCCCGGAUCCCCCAACUCUCCAGAAUCUGCCAGGGGAAGACUUUUCCCUUCAUCCACCUGUGGGCCCGGCUCCUGUCGGCCCUGGCUGGCCUUCUCUAUGCCUCGGCCAUCGUGGCCCAUGACCGGCAGCCUGAGUACCUGCUGCGGGCCACACCCUGGUUCCUGACCUCCCUCGGCCGUGCUGCGCUGGACCUCGCUAUCAUUUUCCUUUCGUGUGUGAUGAAGAGCAAGAUGAGACGGGCCUUCAGGUUUGCCACUGAAGCCAGAGAGAGCCCCGACACCCAAGCCCUUUUGACCUGUGCAGAGAAAGAGGAAGAAAAUCAGGAGAAUUCGGAUUGGGUGCCUCUUACCAUGCUGUCACACUGCAAGUCACUGAGGACAAUGGCAGCAAUCAGUCACUACAUGGAGCUGACCAUUGAGCCCGUGCAGCAGGCAGGCUGCAGUGCCACUAGGCUGCCUGGCGAUGGACAGAUGAGUGCUGGCGACCCAGCCCUGCAGGAGCCCCCCUCGUACCCUCCCGUUCAGGUCAUCCGGGCCCGAGUGUCUUCCAGCAGCUCCUCUGAGGUCUCCAUCAACUCUGACCUGGAGCAGAAGUAUUGGGAGGCCCUAAACUCAGAGCAGUGGGACCCUGACGACAUGAGCCUUGAAGAGAACAAAGACAACAUGGAGAUGCUCAGAUCCCAGGUGCACAAGGGCUCUUUGAGGCCAGUGGAUUUGACCUCUGAUGAUUAACACU
Molecule: messenger RNA, 1315 nt
Organism: Galeopterus variegatus (Sunda flying lemur)
Lineage: Eukaryota; Metazoa; Chordata; Mammalia; Dermoptera; Cynocephalidae
Gene: TMEM44
Product: transmembrane protein 44
Exons: 11
Coding region: 1-1311 (436 amino acids)
Source: RefSeq, a predicted model, not a curated record